UGAACACCUGUGUAGCCUACUGUCUACGUUGAAAUAUCUUUUCGGCUUUAGUGGACAUUUUCCCUAACCUGCUGGUCAUAUAACAGUAUUUUAUUUACGUACGAUAUUACGUGAAAAACACACCUGUGACAAGGCGGGUUAUUUAAACUGCCCACUUUUUCGUCUGCUAAGUUUCUGAUCUGCUCGUUUACAAACUCUUCUGUAACUUUGCUGCGAGCUCAUCGCUGGCUCUUAGCUACAGACUUAUAAAGUUGGAAGCUGCCUGUUUGCAUGGGACUGGAAAACCAAGCUUGGGACUACUCUGCUGAGACUUUGAGGAUUGCCAACGUCUCUUCAACAAGCAGUGGCCCCCACACUUCCCAGUCUACGUUCAGAGGUCUUCAAGCCAUGUGUGGAAGACAAGGACCUGGCCUUUUGUCUAAAUGAGGGAGAGUGUUCAAUCAUUGAAACCGUGGCUGGGGUUCACAGACACUGCAGGUGUAAGGAGGGCUACCAUGGACUACGCUGUGACCAGUUUGUACCCAAGACAGAUGCUAUCUUGUCAGACCCAACGGAUGAACUCGGGAUUGAGUUCAUGGAGAGUGGUGACACCUACCAGAGGCAGGUGCUGUCCAUUUUCAGCAUUGCCUCAGGGAUCUGUCUUCUUGGAGUGGCGUGUAUGGCUCUCUACCGUCGCAACAAAAGACACAGGGAAAAACUCCAGGCUCAUUUCUCUGAUAGCCGUAGCCUGAGGGACUGCAGUGUCAACGCCUCUGGCCUCAUGUCCAAAUCUACUCCCAGGCUCCAAUACAGCUUUCAACUCCAAAAGAGCUGCAGUUCUCACGGAUCGUCUGUUAAGGGCAACAGCGUGGCACCAGGCACAUCAACAGUAACCCCACCUAUUCUCAGCAGAGCGCUGUCUAAAGGGAAACGCUUCAGGAGUAGUUCCCUUUCACUCAGUCCUGCCCGACAACGGAGGGAAAGUAAUUACUUCAGGACCCCACCCAUUUCCAGAGGGAAACACAAAAUAUCAACGAAUCUCAUUGAUGGAUCCAGAGUAAACGGCCUGGUCUACAAACACUUGCAGGAGGACGAUUCAACAGACAUGGAGUCCAUAAGAAGGUGUGAUUCUGCUGGUGGAAAGGUUGGUGCCUUUCUCGACAGGACUUCACUCUCUCACUUUGCAGCCCGAAAGGGAUGUACCGAAGUCCCGUGCACCCGUCUUGAUAAGGGAACAACCUACCUUCCACCUUCCCUGCACACCCGUUCGGUGCCCAUCAUCCCCUCACUCCAAGCGUGUGACCUCGAGGCGGGGAACGUGGACACCAAUGAGCAGAACCAAGGGGGGCUCCUCAAGUGGCACCCCGCGCCGGCCGGUAAGACAGCAGUGCCCAUCAGCAAUUCUUCCUCACUGCCCUGUGAGACUGUUGUGCUGGCACCUGGUGUUAUACCCAACAGUGUCAGCCCUCCUGCCACCAUCACAGUUACACUGGGGUCGGGGAAGAAUCUCAGCACUGCACAAACAACCUGUUCCAUUGAAAUUACUGUGAAACUCGCGCAGGAAUUAAAACAGAAAAGCCUUUCCAGCUACAUGAAAAUGUCUGGGUCUCACAGCAAGAUCCACUGCGGUGACACAAACACUCUUGAGGCUGGGGCUGUGCAGGAGUCAGAAGGGAAAAGUGUCCAAUAUUCUGCCAGAGUUCUGCACACAGGCGGUGGGACCAGAGGUUUGAAGGCAGCAGGCCAAAGAGAAGCCCAGGGACUGUGCCAAGGUCAGAUGUCCCUUGCGUAUGGAGGCGCAAACUACUCCUUGGCCACCAAAGGACCAAGCUGCAGAGGAACUGGAAACGCUUAUGCCAAGCCCUCUACAAGCUGAUUGGAUUAACUCUGUAAAGCUUCAAAUACACUGUUUUCCAAUAACUGUAUACCUUUGCUGGUGGCACAGGAUGAUUAGCAGGUGGGACCAUCUGUGUGGCCACACAGACCAAUAACAGAUGGUUGUCGAUUUUGAAGGAACUUGAACAGAUUGAACUGCAGACGAAAAAAUUAUUGAUACAACAAAAGACAUAAAAUUAUAAAGAAACAAAGACAAACACAUUGUGAAUACAUGUGACUCAGUAAGGAAAACGAAACCGUGACUUGAGUGGGAGCUUGACUUAAACAGUGUAUUGAAAAAAAAUGCCACUAUUUAAAAGGAGCUUCUACUUAGAAACCAAAAUAGUGUGUCAUCUCUAUGUUGUUUCUCUAUUGUAAAGAAAUGAAAUUAUAUAUGUCAUAUAAUAUAUGUCAUAUAGACGUAUAUAUAUUUGACAUACAAUUGUG
Perca flavescens (yellow perch) is the source of this 2301-nucleotide messenger RNA. RefSeq lists its product as uncharacterized. Gene Ontology annotation, biological process: intracellular signal transduction; animal organ development; nervous system development. Gene Ontology annotation, molecular function: chemorepellent activity. NCBI's taxonomy places the organism in Eukaryota, Metazoa, Chordata, Actinopteri, Perciformes, Percidae. The transcript is spliced from 10 exons. Bases 575 to 1855 code for a protein of 426 amino acids. The record is from RefSeq and is a predicted model, not a curated record.